Phaeoacremonium minimum UCRPA7 is the source of this 1338-nucleotide messenger RNA. RefSeq names its product putative gdsl-like lipase acylhydrolase domain protein. Bases 1 to 1338 code for a protein of 445 amino acids. The record is from RefSeq and is a predicted model, not a curated record. The transcript is spliced from 5 exons. Gene Ontology annotation, molecular function: carboxylic ester hydrolase activity. Lineage: Eukaryota; Fungi; Ascomycota; Sordariomycetes; Togniniales; Togniniaceae.
AUGCUUGGGUUGAAUCUAGUCUUUGGCCUAGGCCUACUGUCUAUUGUCUAUGGUGCAUUCCAUGAGAAGAAAUUCCUCCAUGAUAUUCACGAGAGAACCAUACUUGAAAACGGACACGUGAGAGAGACGAACUAUGCAGACACCAAGAUUGAUCUUUCUACAUAUGAUUUCACGACUUAUCCAAAUAACGCAAGUGAGAUUUCGUACAAGGGUCGCUGGGACUCUAAGAAAGUAUCUUGGUGGGCCGCUCCUGGCGUCAAGUUCGGGUAUACAGGAGAACAGGUCGCCAUCACAUUCGGCAACUACACGAGCCAAGGGGUAUUGGUAGCAUACCGCAUCGGCGGCCUCGAUUGGUCAUUCACCAACAUCACGACCAGUGCUACUCAUCUGUUCGUGACCACUGAUACGCCGGGCUCUAACUUGACAUGGCCAAUUAAUCCAAUGACCUUCGAGCUGCGAGUCACCAAUUGGGCCUACGGUAUACAAAUUGACUCGGUUCAUGUUGCAUCUGGAGAGAAGCUUGUCAAAAUUCCAGACUAUGGAAGAAAUGUUGAGUUCAUUGGCGACAGUUUGACAUCUGGGAUGUAUACAACCUACGAGGCAUUCAGUGGUUUUGGAUAUGGAAUUGGCGCCGGCCUUGGGAAUACCGAGUUCAGCAUCACUGCGUAUCCAGGCAUUUGCACUACAGAUCAGGAUUGUUGGGGCAAUCCAAGAGGACAAGUCCAUCAAUGGUUCUAUACUUCUGAUACCAGCUGGCGCGCGCAGCAGAUGUAUGGAGAUAGCCCCGAGCCCUGGAAUUUCACGAAUCAACAGCCUGCAGAUAUCGUUGUCAUCAACAUUGGUACGAACGACCAGAAUGCAUACAACAAUGUCACCGUCGAAGCAUAUGUUGAUGCCCUUACCAAGUUGAUACAAGGGGUUCAUGGUGUUUGGCCAAAGGCACAAGUGGUCUUGAUGUCUCUAUGGCUAGGCUUCUGGCAAAAUGGCAAUACUUUCUCGGACAGCUCUGCUGACGGUUUCCGUACGGAAAUAUAUGAUAUUGUGCAAUAUUUCAACUCACCAGAAUAUCUGAACAAUCCAAUUGUCUACGACGGCACCACCAACAAGACCCGCAAAGCAUGCAACAAGUCAGAGCCGUUCGUACAUUACUUCAAUACCACGGGCAUCUUGCAGCACAACGACAUUGGUCCGCAAUGGCACCCUACCGAUGUAGGGGCAAUCAAAGUUGCAAGCCAUAUCAUCCAGUUCCUAAAGUUGAAGUUCGAUUGGUUGCUCUACGCUACCGGACCAGAGGUUCAACAUGACACUUUAUAUUGGAACGACGAGCCCAACUACUGA